This is a messenger RNA of Ziziphus jujuba (common jujube), 1524 nucleotides long. RefSeq names its product taraxerol synthase-like. Gene Ontology annotation, cellular component: lipid droplet. Bases 1 to 1524 code for a protein of 507 amino acids. The transcript is spliced from 10 exons. NCBI's taxonomy places the organism in Eukaryota, Viridiplantae, Streptophyta, Magnoliopsida, Rosales, Rhamnaceae. Gene Ontology annotation, biological process: triterpenoid biosynthetic process. Gene Ontology annotation, molecular function: beta-amyrin synthase activity. The record is from RefSeq and is a predicted model, not a curated record.
AUGAAGUUUGUAGGGGAUGCGAAGGAGCCAUACUUGUUCAGCACAAACAACUUCCAUGGAAGGCAGAUAUGGGAGUUUGAGGCUGAUGCAGGAACACCGGAAGAAAGAGCUCAAGUUGAAAACGGUUGCCACAAUUUCUAUCGUAAUCGGUUCCACCUCAAGGCUUGCAGUGACCUUCUCUGUCGCUUUCAGUGUAGCUUGCUGUUCAGAACCAUGUCGCCGGAACUUGUAGGAAAGCCAAUUGAACUGGAGCGUUUAUAUGAUGCAGUCAAUGUCAUACUUACACUACAGGCUAAAAAUGGAGGUGUAUCAGCUUGGGAACCAACAGGAGCUCCAGGAUGGUUGGAUUGGCUGAAUCCUGUGGAUUUCCUUGAGGACCUUGUCAUCGGAUAUGAGUAUUUAGAGUGCACUUCCUCAUCACUUCAGGCCUUAGUUCUGUUUAAGAAGUUAUUCCCUGGGCAUAGGACAAAAGAAAUUGAUAAUUUCAUCACAAAGGCUGCAAAAUACAUUGAAGACAAACAAAUGCCAGAUGGUUCAUGGUAUGGGAAUUGGGGAAUUUGCUUUUUGUAUGGGACAUGGUUUGCAAUUAAAGGGUUGGAGGCAGCAGGGAAGAGCUACGACAACAGUGAGGCUGUGAGAAGAGGUGUUGAAUUUUUACUUAACACACAGAGAAAGGAUGGUGGUUGGGCUGAGAGCUACAAGUCAUGCACUAAUAAGGUAUAUACACCAUUUGAAGGAGACCACUCAAAUCUGGUGCAAACUGCAUUAGGAUUGAUGGGUUUAAUCCAUGGUCGACAGUGUGAUAGAGAUCCAACUCCUAUUCAUCGAGCUGCAAAGCUUUUGAUAAAUUCCCAACUGGAAACUGGGGAUUUCCCACAACAGGAACUUAUGGGAGCACUCUUUAGGAACUGCAUGCAACACUAUGCCGCUUACAGGAACAUUUUUCCACUCUGGGCUCUCGCUGAAUAUCGGAAUUUGAUUCCAUUUCCUUGUGGUUUUAGAGAGGUACCUCACGGAUUGUAUACAAGUUUUAUAUAUAGGAGGGAGCCGGAUUUGAGUGGCUGUGGCCUUGAGGUCUCCGAUGAUUCAAUUGGUGACAUAGUGUGUUUGAGGUAUCUUGAUGUGUCUCAAGCAUAUACUAAAGUCUUGCUGCAUAGCAUAGAAAAUUUUCAUUUUUCACAGUCUUUGCAUGUAUCUGGUUGCUAUAAUCUUGAAAGGUUGCCAAAGCUAACAAAUAUGUUAAGCCUCAGACAUCUCAAUGACAAUCGAUGUGAAUCAUUGACCACCAUGUUACCUUUAGCCAAAACGUCUUGGUUUUUUCCCAUCAAUGAGGAUGAGGCGCUACCUGCAUUUGGAAAUCAGCUUCAAACAUUACCACUCUUUAUUGUUGGCGGUGAUGCUGACUUGGAUCUUCUGAAUUUGCUUAGCAUCAGCAGGAGUCUGAAUAUCACACACUUGGAGAAUGCUCAUCUGCAUUGUGGGUCAGCAUACUCUUUGUUGAAAGGAGACAGCCUUGAACCUUAG